UCAUAUCCGGUAAAGUUUUCGAAGGCAAGACAAGCACGUGUGGACAGUGUUUACAUUUUCUCUGAGGUGAUCUAUUCUUAAUCAUGGCUGAAUUCGUGCAACAAAGCAUCGAGGAGAUGCUCCCCGAGCUCGAACAGAUGGAAAGAAUAGGACUGUUCACAAAGGCAGAGACAAAUCAAAUAUUAAAGAAAAGGAGGGCACAUGAGUACAGAAUGCGCAGAAGAACGAAAUACAAAGAAGAUUAUAUGCAAUACAUAGAGUAUGAAAAGAAUGUAUUAGAGCUUAUCAACAGAAGAAGAAAGAGUUCUGGAAUCCAUUAUAAGAAGGUUGAAAUUGAUUAUGCCAUGGUUCAUAGAAUUCACAGACUAUAUAGGCAUGUGAUUGCCAGGUUUCAGAGUGAUGUGGAAUUAUGGCUGUCGCACGUCAAGUUUUCUAUUAUGAGGAAAGAAAAACCAACUGUGAGCAGAAUAUUCACUCAGAUGCUUCAGGUGCACAGCAAAAACCCAGAUUUGUGGAUAGCUGCAGCUAAGUGGGAGUUUGAGAACAAUAAGAACGCAGAUAAUGCCAGGAAUCUGAUGCAGCGGGGCCUGAGAUUUAACCCCUCCUCCAAAGCUCUCUGGUUGGAGUACUACAGACUGGAGUUACUGUUUGUGGAGAAGCUGAGAAAGAGAAGAGAGUUAUUUCAAGCAUCAAAAAUGAAGAGUGAUGAUCAGGGUGACAUACUAGAGGGAGCAAUAGCUCAGAUUGUCUACAGAAAGGCUGUGGAGGCUUUUCCAGGUGACCUGAAGUUUUCCCUCUCUUUUUUGCCUGUAUGCAGGACGUUUGAUUUCAUGUCAAAACAGGAAGAUGCCAUGCUUGAAGGAUUGGAGACACUCUAUCCCUGUGACCCCUAUUUGUGGGAGGCUAAAGCCAUGAGACAGCUAGACAUUGACCAAGAUCAUCCACUGGAAAUGUUUCAUAAAGUUUUUGAAGAGGCUACUAAAAAAGUGAAAGAGGAUGAGAUUUGGAGCCUGUACAUUUUGGCCUGUAUCAAGAUCAUUCAAUUUGAGAAGAAGUCACCUCUAAGUGAAGAUUUUAUAGAUUUAAACCAGGAAAUUGGAAAACUUCUGGGAAUAUUUCAGUCUGCUUCAGAGAAAAUAUUGCUUUCAACAGACUUGUAUAAACAAUGGGUUAAACUUUUACUUGACCUUGGGGAGGUCACUCAGGCAGAAGGCGUGCUGGAGGCGGCCGUGACCUCUCACCCUCAGUGUGUGUCGCUAUGGUUACAGAGACUGGAACUCAUGAUAAAGACCAAUGUUACAGCAGACUUAAUCCUUAAGGCUUUUAAGAAGGCCAGGAAAAAGGUUCCUGAAAAGGAGAGCUACCCACUGUGGUGUUUAGUGCUGGAGUUAUGUGCAGCGUGUGACCUUCCAGAAACCCAGAAACUCUUUGAGUCAGGAAUCCUGGCCUGUAGAGAAGUUUGUGUACCUGUCAAGGAAGCCUAUUUACAAUGGACCUACCUGAGGGAAGGUGUCAAGGCUGCUCGUCAGCUGUAUACAAGGCUCCAGCAUUUAAAGCCCUUGUCUCUUGGUUUUUAUCAUCUCUACAUCCAGGUGGAAAAAUCACAGGUGCACCAGAAGAUACAGCAUUUGAGAUCAGCGUAUGAGGACGCCAUAAAGGAAUUUGGAUCAUCAGAUUCAGGUAUCUGGAUUGAGUACUUCAGACUGGAGUCGGAACAUCCAGACGGAAGUGCCGAGUCCGCGGCCCAGAUACACUUCCGUGCUCUUCGGUGUUUGGAGGGAGAAGAAAACGAAAAAUUUGUCACAAAACAUACUCUGAUGCAGACUGGACACCUUAAAUAAAUCUGAUAUCUCCUGUU
Messenger RNA from Saccostrea cuccullata (small rock oyster), 1858 nucleotides. RefSeq names its product U3 small nucleolar RNA-associated protein 6 homolog. Gene Ontology annotation, biological process: maturation of SSU-rRNA from tricistronic rRNA transcript (SSU-rRNA, 5.8S rRNA, LSU-rRNA). Gene Ontology annotation, molecular function: snoRNA binding; protein binding. NCBI's taxonomy places the organism in Eukaryota, Metazoa, Mollusca, Bivalvia, Ostreida, Ostreidae. Bases 84 to 1841 code for a protein of 585 amino acids. Gene Ontology annotation, cellular component: small-subunit processome; Pwp2p-containing subcomplex of 90S preribosome. The transcript is spliced from 22 exons. The record is from RefSeq and is a predicted model, not a curated record.